AUGGUCAAAGUAGACUCGCCUGUGCAGGCAGCUGGAUUCGAAAAACCGGCGCUGCCGCUGAGUGACGAGCUAGCACAAGAGAUGCAAAAACUAGAUCAGAUGUUCUGGAUCGAUCAGCAGAAGCUGAAAGACAUCACGAAACAAUUCAAAGUAGAACUCGAUCAAGGCCUCAAAAAGAACAACCAGAACAUUCCGAUGAACAUUACCUGGGUCCUGGGUCAACCACACGGUGACGAAAAAGGCAGUUUCCUGACAGUAGACCUUGGAGGCACAAACCUUCGUGUCUGCUGGAUCACACUACCGGGAUCGCGCGGUCAACCCAGUAUCGUCCAAGAAAAGUACCAACUGUCCAAGGAAGUCAAGACUGGAACAGCAAAUCAACUAUGGGAUGAGGUAGCCGAUCGCAUGCAAACCUUCAUUCGAGAUCAGAGACUUGACGAAAAAGCUACUCAGCCUCUGCCACUUGGCUUCACCUUCUCCUAUCCUGCCAUGCAAGACUUUAUCGACCACGGCGUGCUUCAAACCUGGACUAAGGGCUGGGACGUCAAGGGCGUCGAAGGCGAGGAUGUCACAAUACAACUCCGUGAAGCAAUGGAGAAGAGGAAGCUACCUGUCAAACUCGUCGCGUUGAUCAACGACACGACAGGUGCUAUGAUAGCAUCUGCAUACCACGACCCCGAGACCAUUGUUGGUGCUAUCUUCGGAACAGGCUGCAAUGCCGCAUACAUGGAAGACAGCGACUCCAUCCCCAAAAUCGCAGGACGCCUACCACCCGCCUGCCCCGUAGCCAUCAACUGCGAAUACGGCGCCUUCGACAACAGCCACACCGUCCUCCCAAUGACCAAAUACGACCACAUCAUCGACAAAGAGUCACCGCGACCAGGCGAGCAAGCCUUUGAAAAGAUGAGCGCUGGCCUCUACCUGGGCGAGAUCUUCCGACUGGCCUUGAUCGACCUCGCAAAACGCAAUCUCAUCUUCCAUAACCAGGACAUUUCAAGACUGGACAAGUCUUAUAUCCUCGACACCGGCUUUCUCUGCGCAAUCGAAGACGAUCGAUCCUCUGGCCUCCAAAACACAGCUACAUCCUUUGAGGCCCACACAGGCAUUACACUGAACACACAAGAACGCCAGCUCUGUCGCUACCUGGCAGAACUCAUCGCGAUCCGCGGAGCACGUCUUUGCGCCUGCGGUAUCGCAGCGAUCUGCAGCAAGAAAAACAUCGAGCAUGGUCAUGUGGCUGCUGAUGGCUCGGUUGCAAACAAGCAUCCCAAGUUCAAGCGACGAUGGGCUGAUGCGUUGGCUGAGAUUCUGGAGUGGGAUGAGCAGAGGACGGAAGAUCCGAUUGUGUUGACACCUGCGGAGGAUGGAUCGGGUAUCGGUGCUGCGGUUAUUGUUGCUAUGACUUUGGAGAGAGCGAGGAAAGGUGAUGAUGCUGGGGUUAAGGAGGCUGCUGAUAUGUGA
Molecule: messenger RNA, 1461 nt
Organism: Aureobasidium namibiae CBS 147.97
Lineage: Eukaryota; Fungi; Ascomycota; Dothideomycetes; Dothideales; Saccotheciaceae
Exons: 3
Coding region: 1-1461 (486 amino acids)
Biological process (GO): intracellular glucose homeostasis; glycolytic process; glucose 6-phosphate metabolic process
Cellular component (GO): cytosol; mitochondrion
Molecular function (GO): mannokinase activity; ATP binding; D-glucose binding
Source: RefSeq, a predicted model, not a curated record